AUGGACAACCUGCAGCACUGUGCUCAACCUGUGAAGGCUACCAACAGGCUUCAUUUCACACCUGCAACACCAUUUCACUUGGAGCUUAACUGUAGCAAGAGCUGUGAAUUUAAUGCAAGCCUUGCUUUGCAGCAAGGUCCAGUAGUGCAGCCAUCUUGUGCAACGGACAAACCGUAUCAAUGUCCUGAGUGCAGUAAGUGUUUUACACAGAGUUCUGAAAUGAGACGUCAUAUGGCUAUUCACACAGGAGUAAAACCAUACAAGUGUACUGAAUGCAGUAAGUGUUUUACACGCAGUUCUACUAUGAAGCAUCAUAUGGCUAUUCACACAGGAGUAAAACCAUACAAGUGUACUGAAUGCAGUAAGUGUUUUACACUGUGUUCUAAUUUGAGACGUCAUAUGGAUAUUCACACAAGAGCAAAACCAUACAAGUGUACUGAAUGCAGUAAGUGUUUUACACAGAGUUCUCAUAUGAGAAGCCAUAUGGCUAUUCACACAGGAGCAAAACCAUACAAGUGUACUGAAUGCAGUAAGUGUUUUACACAGAGUUCUAAUUUGAGAAGUCAUAUGGCUACUCACACAGGAGUAAAACCAUACAAGUGUACUGAAUGCAGUAAGUGUUUUACACACAAUUCUGUUAUGAGACGUCAUAUGGAUAUUCACACAGGAGCAAAACCAUACAAGUGUACUGAAUGCAGUAAGUGUUUUACACAGAGUUCUAGUAUGAAGCAACAUAUGGCUACUCACACAGGAGUAAAAUCAUACAAGUGUACUGAAUGCAGUAAGUGUUUUACAUGGAGUUCUAAUAUGAAGCAUCAUAUGGCUACUCACACAGGAGUAAAACCAUACAAGUGUACUGUAUGCAGUAAGUGUUUUACACAGAGUUCUCAUAUGAGAACCCAUAUGGCUACUCACACAGGAGCAAAACCAUACAAGUGUACUGAAUGCAGUAAGUGUUUUACACAGUGUUCUAAUUUGAGAAGUCAUAUGGCUACUCACACAGGAGCAAAACCAUACAAGUGUACUGAAUGCAGUAAGUGUUUUACACACAAUUCUGAUGUGAGACGUCAUAUGGAUAUUCACACAGGAGCAAAACCAUACAAGUGUACUGAAUGCAGUAAGUGUUUUACACAGAGUUCUCAUAUGAGAACCCAUAUGGCUAUUCACACAGGAGCAAAACCAUACAAGUGUACUGAAUGCAGUAAGUGUUUUACACAGAGUUCUACUUUGAGACGUCAUAUGGCUACUCACACAGGAGCAAAACCAUACAAGUGUACUGUAUGCAGUAAGUGUUUUACAAAGAGUUCUCAGAUGAAAUAUCAUAUGGCUAUUCACACAGGAGCAAAACCAUACAAGUGUACUGAAUGCAGUAAGUGUUUUACACACAAUUAUGGUAUGAGACGUCAUAUGGCUAUUCACACAGGAGCAAAACCAUACAAGUGUACUGAAUGUAGUAAGUGUUUUACACACAAUUCUGAUAUGAGACGUCAUAUGGCUAUUCACACAGGAGUAAAACCGUACAAGUGUACUGUAUGCAGUAAGUGUUUUACACAGAGUUCUACUUUGAGACGUCAUAUGGCUACUCACACAGGAGUAAAACCAUACAAGUGUACUUAAUGCAGUAAGUGUUUUACACACAAUUCUGUUAUGAGACGUCAUAUGGAUAUUCACACAGGAGCAAAACCAUACAAGUGUACUGAAUGCAGUAAGUGUUUUACAUACAAUUCUGUUAUGAGACGUCAUAUGGCUAUUCACACCGGAGUAAAAUCAUACAAGUGUACUGUAUGCAGUAAGUGUUUUACACAGAGUUCUCAGAUGAAAAGUCAUAUGGCUAUUCACAUAGGAGUAAAACCAUACAAGUGUACUGUGUGCAGUAAGUGUUUUACAAGGAGUUCUCAGAUGAAAAGUCAUAUGGCUAUUCACACAGGCGCAAAACCAUACAAUUGUACUGAAUGCAGUAAGUGUUUUACACACAAUUCUGUUAUGAGACAUCAUAUGGCUAUUCACACCGGAGUUAAAUCAUACAAGUGUACUGUAUGCAGUAAGUGUUUUACAUGGAGUUCUCAGAUGAAAAGUCAUAUGGCUAUUCACACAGGAGCAAAGCCAUGCAAGUGUACUGAAUGCAGUAAGUGUUUUGCACACAAUUCUGAUAUGAGACGUCAUAUGGCUAUUCACACAGGAGUAAAACCGUACAAGUGUACUGAAUGCAGUAAGUGUUUUACAUGCAGUUCUUCUGUGAAAUAUCAUAUGGCUCUUCACACAGGAGUAAAACCAUACAAGUGUACUGUAUGCAGUAAGUGUUUUACACAGAGUUCUCAGAUGAAACGUCAUAUGGCUAUUCACACAGGAGAAAACCAUACAAGUGUACUGAAUGCAGUAAGUGUUUUACACGGAAUGCUGAAAUGAUACACCAUAUGGCUAUUCACACAGGAGCAAUCAUGGAAAUAUCGAAUAGAGAAAACUAUAAAGCAGCUAAGACAAGAAGUAUCAUUGUUAGAAGAAUAUAGAAGGGGGAACAGGGCCAU
Messenger RNA from Protopterus annectens (West African lungfish), 2525 nucleotides. RefSeq names its product zinc finger protein 665-like. Lineage: Eukaryota; Metazoa; Chordata; Ceratodontiformes; Protopteridae. The record is from RefSeq and is a predicted model, not a curated record. The transcript has a single exon. The coding region runs from base 1 to 1617 and encodes 538 amino acids.